Molecule: messenger RNA, 1793 nt
Organism: Armigeres subalbatus
Lineage: Eukaryota; Metazoa; Arthropoda; Insecta; Diptera; Culicidae
Product: U-scoloptoxin(11)-Sm6a-like
Exons: 3
Coding region: 1055-1753 (232 amino acids)
Source: RefSeq, a predicted model, not a curated record
UAAUUUCGAUAAAGUCACGCGGUGAUCAAAAGCUUUCCUAAUUAAAAAAUAUUUCUGGUGAUUAAUCGCGGAAAAAGGGCAAAUUUAUAGUAUUUUCCACAUAUCUCGUUUAUGUGAUGGGGCAGAGUCGGGUAGGCGUUUUAAUCGGCAAUGGACAGAUACACUUAUGCCUUUUCAUACAAAUAUUAUUCUGCCGUUGGACGCAUAAAUGUCACAUGUUACAUUUUAACAUUUUUGAGGUUUUGAUGUCUAACGUCAUAACUUGAUACGUAUUUUCGAAAUAUUUUGUCAAAACAGUUAGUGACAAUACAUAGACAAUACAUUCUUUGGAUAAACAAAUUUUAAAUUACGUGGAUAACCAACCAUGAAUGACAAUGUUUGAAGUCUGGACAUUAUUCUCAUUGUAAAACUCAGUGAUGAACACUAAUAAUUGUGAAAAAUUACUUGAAUAAAGUCUAUAAAAAAAUCAUAACUCAUUACAUUUAAAUAAACAGACGAUAGGUCUCAUAUUUUUAUACAUUUGGAAUUAAAUGAAUUUUGCAUAACUGACAGUGAUGGUUCAGAUGGUGCACUUCUUUUUAUAGGCUAUUCAGGUUAUGGGCUUUAUCACUUAAUAAAGAGUAUCUUGAUAUGUAAAGUCAUACACAUUAUUCUCAGUAUAAAUACUUUAACAUCAUAAAACUAUUUAUCAAGUGAUAAAGCUCAUAUUUUUAAUAGGCUAUUAGCUCAUAUCUGCAAGAAUAUGAAUAUGAGAAAUAUCAGACAUAGCAAUUUAUUCCCCAUGCCAUGAAUACCAGCAGCAUCACCGUGCGUGCUCAAUGUUCACUGCUCAGAGAAAAACGUGGACCCUUUCCCGAUCAUGGGUAAAGCAUCUCGUGCGUCCAUUAGCUGAUCGGCGGUUUCACAUCUGUUUGGAAAAUUUCAGCAUGAUACAUGUCAUACACGAUGUGUAAAGCACUAUGUGUAUCGAAACUGGGAUUUGCAACGUUUGACAUCAGCUCAGUCUUUAUGUAGCGUUUAGCUCGUUUGAAAGUGGAUCAGGUCAAUUGGAAGAAUGGUGAUUAGUGAUGGAAAGAAUAUCUUAUUUCUAUAUUCGAUAUUCAUUGCCACCUUCAUGGUACAAGGCUAUAGAUAUCACUAUGAAGACUACGACACUAUGAUGGGAACUUGUCGUGAGAGUGAAGUGUGUAAUAUAGUUCAUCACCGUUAUUGGAUGCCAAGUGCGGUUGAGAAGAUUUGCCGUUGCCCCCUCAACACUCCGAGCUGCCCGGUGACCUAUACGCACCAUGGACACAUUAUGAACAUCAACACUCGAACGCAGAUGAAGUUCUGUUCAUCGACGAAGCAUUUGCAGCGCUGUCAGUCGAACCAGAUCGCACUUCAAAAGAAGACUCUUUAUCAAAAGUAUGGCGUCAAGAAUGUUUCGAUUGUGGCACGAUGCCAGUGCGAUAAUAGACAGCAGCACUGGGUUUUCGUAAAUCAAACGGGAGAAGACAUCAACGAUGAGCGGCACCAGUUGACAGUAGUGGACAAUUAUCGUUGCGUUGCUCUGGAACGAUGUAAGUCGUAUGAUUUUUGCGGUUAUGCUCGACCCGACUAUGGAUUCAUCUUUCAUCGUUGCACCUGUCCGAUGUCGCACCAGUGCAAAUUCGAUCUGGACGAUUACGAAACAGCGGAGAUUAGUGAACUUUUUUACCGGGGUCCCGCGUACCGUGCCAGAUGCGUACCGAUUUACGAUUAUGAUUGGUGGUAAUUUUAAUUCUUAAAAACAAGCAAAUAAAUCUGGUUCAAAC